Messenger RNA from Neospora caninum, 3831 nucleotides. RefSeq lists its product as hypothetical. The record is from RefSeq and is a predicted model, not a curated record. The transcript is spliced from 9 exons. Lineage: Eukaryota; Apicomplexa; Conoidasida; Eucoccidiorida; Sarcocystidae. Bases 1 to 3831 code for a protein of 1276 amino acids.
AUGGAGAAUGAAUACCUGGGGCCCCGUCCCUCCGGGGGCGAGCCGCCUGCGAGGGUGGCCGGCGCCACACCAGGUGGGGACUGCCCCAGCGGCUAUCCCCCCUGCUGUCUAGAAGUAUCGUAUGAACUUCUGCUCUUCCCUCUUCAAUCGUGCACAGAUCCAGGCAUUCAAACGCGACAACAAAAGCUGGCGGCGACUACGGCAGCUGUGCGAGAAUCGGUCAAAACCAGUGUACAAAAUCACGCUUCUUCCGCCCUCCCAGAAGGCCUGCACGACGGCACCGGGAAAGAUGGAGAGAUGCGCGAAGCUCUGAGUAACGCGCCAUCGAUCUCUGCGUCUCAAAUUCCUCCCCCUCAAGUGACCUCUGCCGCCCUGGCUGUUUCUCUCCCUAUCUAUGGAGGCGCAGUUGAGCCUUCGAGUCGCAGUGGAGGGAGUGGCGGAAAGCCUUCUGAGAAGCAAUCCGCUGCCUUUUGUCUUGUCAAGCCUCUUCCCCCGCCAUCGUCUUUUUCCUCGCGUUGCGAGAAUCCUUGGCUGCCGGGCAGUGGCGCACUGCAUGACGACAAGGGGAAGAGGUGCGACCAAUCUCUUCCGGCGGUUAGGUAUUUGCUACCUGCGUCCGCGCCAGAGAGCGGAGACGCCGAGGGAGACAGACAGCAAGAAGGGAGAGUGGAGAACAGUUGCGAGCGAGCGGGUGCUAUCGAAGAACGCGGGUCUUCCGGAGUCGCUCGGGGCUCCAGCUUUCUUGGACGAAAGCAGAAAAGUGUUCUGCGACUCAAGAACCAGGUCAUCAGCGGUGUCCACUGUCGCUUGUCCUGGUGUAUCGACACCUAUCGGCUCGUGGGCCUCACGGAAGCCGUGCUCGCUGCUUGCGCGUGCGAAUCUGGAGACAACCAACCGCCUUUGCCCCUUUCGCCGGCCUUCGCAAGCGAAUUUGCCGACACGGCCGCGAACAAAAGCCCACACCAGAGUGCCUCCUCCCAACCGAGCGCAGCGGGAUGGGGAGGCGCUCCUCGCGAUGCCUGGGGCCAUUUCCUGGUUUUUGACGCCGACGAUUCAGAUCUCUUCAGUGCAGACGCGUUCGCUCCGCAAACUGCAGAUUCGGGCAAGGGAAACAGUCCAGCGUGCGCCUCACGCUCCGCGUCUUCGCCGUGGUCUUCCUCAGCCCUUCCUCGAGCCGCCGUUUUGUCUCCGGAAACCGAUCAGCGAGCCGCCGCCUUCUGGCGCCCGCAACUGACGAGUCUUCUCACGCGGACGAACUUGGCAUGCGCGCUUUCGUCGCACGAAGAGGGCCGGAAGAGCAGUGGAGACGGAUAUGCAGCUGCUGGAGCGCCUUCGGUGUCGACGCGAAACCAAGAGCUUGGCAGCUUCUCCGCGGGCCUCGAGAACGUCGGCCCAUUCCCUUUUCUUGAACUCCAAGUGGAAGACGCCUCCACAAACGGGACGUGGAUCGGCGGCGUCAAACUUCAGAAACAACAAGGUCCUGCAGUGUGGCCAGGAAAGGCGACUCUCGCCCUCAGCAAACAGUAUACUCCCUCCGAGCAGCCGGUCGCAGCCUUUCGAUGGGCAUUGGCUAUCAAGUGGCGCCGGAUUCAGACGUCAGCAGCUCCGCUCUCUCCGUCCAGUUCAUCUCCUUCGUCCUCGUCUUCGCUUGCGUUGUCUCGGCCAGUUGGGCGCAAUUUGCCGGUGGAGCCGAUGGGAGGAGGCACGGAAAGCCCCACUUUCUCCUUGUCCUCACGGACCGACAAAAACGGCGAGUCGCCCCCGCCUUACCCUCCUCUCUGUUCGUCGUCUUUCUCGGAGCAUAAGGUGUGCAGUGCAGAGGCUUUGCGUUCCAACGAAAGUGCGAGUUUCGAAGGAAAGGAACAUCCAGGCACUGCCGCCGCGGAGGUACACCGCAUGCGUCGACAAGCGAGCUCUGAGGGGCCGAGCGUCGACGGAAUGGAUCAACCGAAGGCCUCCACAUACAUCCAGGAGUACGGCUCAGCACCCAGCACUCGAGCGGUUGCACCCUCGGGUUCGCCGCCUGCAUGCAGCAAUUCGACGUCCACAGGGAACACCGAGUUUCCCAGUCAGCGAGUCCAGGCGAGGCGGCCGGAGAGAGAGAGGGCGAGCCAGGGAAACGGAGUUAAGGGCGUUUCGUUCAGUGCCUCGCAGGUCGGGGGCCAGGAGCGGAGAGGCACAGGAGACAGACCCGCCGCACACGCCGGUGCGGCGCACCCGCCACCGGCUGCAACCCCCUCUCUCCUCGCAGCCUCCGCGGAGCUCCUGGAUCUCCAGAUUCCCUCUGAAGACCCUCCACGGAGUUCGCUGGUUUCCCUUGCCUCCUCGCCUCCCGCCGUUCUUGCCGCUUCGUCUGCAUCGUCCUCGGCUGCUGCCACGUCUCUGGGCGCGCAUGCGCCAGCGUCUUCUUCCUCGGGAGUGCCCUGGCCGCAACCUGCGGCGCUCUGCCGCGCACGCGCGGGAGAGCGCGAGGCUGACGAGAGAGAGAAGAAGAAGAUGCGACUCAGCAGCGCAGACGAGACGGGAGAGGCUAGAGACAAAAUCCCUUCGACGCCCUGUGAGGGUUGGUCGGUCGAGCCGGGCGGCGUUUCAGCGAGCCGCGAGAGCGGCCGCGAAAGAGAGAAGAGCGGCGGGCGUCUCGCGCAGCAGCUGCAGAAGGUACUGAAAGAAAAACGGGAGUUAGAGGACGAGCUCCAGCAACUCUUGGUUGAAAACGAAGAGCUGAGAAACACCGAGCAACAGCGACAGGAGGAAAACGCGACACUGCAGACGUCCUUGCAAGAAGCCAGAGAGAAGUGGAAAGCUGCGGGCGCAACCGUCCGGAACUUGGAGACACAGGCAACCCAGCGUCAUCUCGAGCUCGAGGCUCUAAAAGCGACGGCCCGCGAGCAGGAGGAGCGGCUGAAGUGUCGGGAGAGAGAGUGGCGAGAAGAGGUGACGCGCCUUCGGGCAACCGCUGCGAAACUCGUGGAGGAGAAGGACAGCCUUCAAGAAGUUCUCGAGGAACACAAGAGGGCCCUGGAGCGGUACACCUCGAUCUGUACGGCGGUCAGGGAGCAGCUUCGCGAACUGUCACCGCGCCGGUCGGGACCGUUUCCGAAGCAACCGUGCUGUGCGCCGGAUUCGUCUUCCCUCGCUGCUCCGCCUGCCUCUUCGCCUCAGCUUUCCGACUCUCUUUCUUCGGCUUCCCCGUCUGCUCUCUUUCCGUCUGCCUCGGAUGAAGCGGCGAAGCCUGGCCACCCCUCCAACGGCGCAAGGGACGCGCGGACACUCCCCACGACAGCGCCCUGGAAAGGACAAGAAAACGAGGAGGAAGGACUUCCCGCCUGGAGACCCGGCGAGGCGAACGCGGACAACAACCCUCGGCUCACGGGAGAUGGAAACGAGCGGUUCGUGGACAGGCCCGAGGACGGCGCGCUUCAGUCUCAGGGCCAGGCGAGUCUGGAGGAUCUGCUCGUGGACCCUCCCGGUCCGCUCACGCUCCUGUCGCCCUCCAGAGAGCGGACGCUGGACGCGUCUUCUGUCUGCUUUGGCUCGUCGGAAAAGCCGCGUGCGAACCUGGUGUCUGCGCGGCCCGCGAGGGGACAUCCUGCGAGCGGCAGUCUGCCGAGAGACACUUGGAGGGAACCGCGAAAUACCCCCCCUGAUUUCUCAGCCGAAUGCAGCACCAACGGGGAAGGCGGCCUCCGUAGACAUGCAGACCUCGCGGGCAGAAACCCCGAGAAAGAAGGCCAGAGCCGACCCGAGGAAGCAAGUGAACGAGGGGAAGGGAGCGAAGAGGCUCGUCUAAUUCGUGCCGCUGCAAAGAAGGCAACCUUGUCUGCAUUUUAG